AUGCGCCGCAAGAAGCACUUGGACCGGGGUGGCGGCGGCGGCGGCGGAGGUGGCACGGAGCUCUUCAUCUGCUUCACCUCCCGCCCCUCCGCUGCCUCCGCCGCUUCCGUCGCCGGCGGCAGCGCGCAGUCUUCCCUCCGCCCCUCCAGCUCCUCCAAGCUCCUCAGCCCCGGCCGCGGCAGUGCCAGCGCAAGCGGAGCUGAGGCAGUGCCAGCCCCGCCUCUGCACCCCUCACUUAGCCGCCGCCUCCGCAACAGCGGCAGCCUCAAGGGCGGCCAGUCCCCAAUGUUCCCGUCCGGGUCCACCGGCGGUGGCCGCCGCGGCCGGGGCGGAUUCGAACCUGCCGAGCCGUCCUCCCCCAAGGUCACCUGCAUCGGCCAGGUCCGCGUCAAGGGCGGUAAGCGCAAGCCCAAGCACGCCUCCGCCGCCGCGCUGCGCUCCCGCUCUAGGCGCGGCGGAGUCGGUGGAGGCGGUAGCGCGGAGGUCAGCUUCCGCCGCUCCGGCGACGACCGGGACGGGCCCCAGGGCAAGAACCAGGGCUGGGUGUACCAGAUCCCGGUCAACAUCUGCGAGGCACUCAAGACAUUUGGCUCCUGCGGCGGUCGCUCGCUCUGCUCGCCGUCUCGGCCUGGCGGAGCAGGCGAGCGGGGCGCGCUCUCCGCCGACGCACACCGUGGUAAGAAGCGGCGGCAGGGCGCUCCUGCUGGGGGUAGCUGGCUGUGCGGUGCUGCCGUGGCGAGGUGCCUCCUGGCGAUCCAGGAGGAGGAGGAGGACGAGGUCGGCAAGGGAGCCGCCGUUGUGCCUGCAGAAGAGAUGAGGGCAUCGGAAGUGGGGCUCGUCAUGGAAGGGUGGGAUGUCGAGGAGGAGAAGGCUGUGAUGGUGGGGGAGGUGGAGGUGGAGAAGAAAGAUGAGAUCUUGGUGGUGGGGAAGGAAGAAGAGGGGAGGGUGAGCGUCUGCAUCCCCCCGAGGAAUGCACUGCUGCUAAUGCGCUGCCGGUCAGACCCAGUUCGCAUGGCUGCUCUUGCCACCCGCUUCUGGGGGUCUCCAGCUGCAGCUACCGUGGAGCAGGUGGACAAUGAGGUGGCUGAGUGCCUCAACGACAAUGAGGAAGAAGAGGAAGAGGAAGAGGCGGCUGAGGCUGAGGCGGAGGCUGAGCCAGUGGAGUGCAAAGAUGAAGUUCGCAGUUCAGCUGUUUCUGUCAAAGAUUUGAAAUGUGAAGAGUGUGGUUGUGAUGAAAAUGAUGGCGCUGAAGCAGGGAAGAUAGAUCAAGCAAAAACAGAAGCUGAAGAGAGUUCUAAAUGUGGAGAUCUUGUGGAAGAAAAGGAGGAUGCAUCCUGCAGAGUAGUAGGGGUAGAGGAAGCACAGAUUGUUCGGAAAGAUGCCGGUUUGGAGGUUCCUUUGGGAGAAGUUACAGAGAGGGAAAAACAAGGGCCAGACAUGGUGGAGCUGGUGGCCAGUGAGGAAGAAGUUCCAGCACAAGAGAUAGUUGAGGAAGAGAUGAAGGGGAGGAGGUCAAUCAGCAGCUAUUCUCCCUCAGCAGCUCUGAAGGAGGAUCGCACCAAAUUGCGACGGUUGAGUAGCAGGAGGCGUGUUAGCACUAGCAGCAGGGCCUCAUCGUCCAGUGAUAAGGUUGGCAGGCGGCACAGCUUCUCAGCCGAGACGGAGGCACGGCGGUCUAACUUCUCGAGCUUGAAGGAUUCAAGGAGAGCUAGUUUCUCCAUUGAUAGAGAUGGCCGGAGGUGGAGCUUCUCGAUUGAACAGGAGCAUCUCGUUGCGGAGCCUAAGGUGCUGAUGGCAUCCAGAAAGGGGAAGAAGACUUCUUCUGAGGCAGAGUCAGAGAAAGAUUGUGAUGUUGCUCCAAACAGUGCAGAGGAAGGACAAGAAUCCUACGACGAUGGGAAGGAAGAAGAAACUACUGAGAAUGUAGAGGAAGAAGGAAAAACACAGUAUGAGGAAACGAACCAGGAAGUAGAGAAAGUAGAAACUAGAGCAGAAGAGUGUGAAGGUGGGGCAGGACCAGUGAUACAGAGGAGGAAGAAGAGUGGCGAGUUACCAGAUUGCCUCCUGUUGAUGAUGUAUGAGCCAAAGCUCUCCAUGGAGGUCUCCAAGGAAACAUGGGUCUGCAGCACCGACUUUGUCCAUUGGAAGUCUUACCAGGGCAAGAAUAACCGCAAUCACCGGCAACAGAAGGCUUCUGUUACUGGAACAGUGGAGCCUGAAAAAAAGGAGAAUGCUGAAGGCACCACCAUUGUGAACGAUGUACAAGAGAGCAAAGAUCCAUCGACGGUCAACUCAGCUGUGCCCAUGCCAUGUCCAGUUACCCAGAAGACACCACCACUCAAACCAGCUACAACAGAACAGAAGCUGAAGCUGGAGGUGCUGCCGGUCACCAAUGCGGCAGCCUACGCCCCGUUCGUUCUGAAAAGGUGCAAGUCGGAGCCGAUGCGAUCAUCAGCGCGGUUGGCGCCUGACGCUUGCUUCUGGAAGGACCGCCAUCGGCCGCUGAACGCAACUGGAGUCGGGUUCUGA
Messenger RNA from Miscanthus lutarioriparius, 2529 nucleotides. The record is from the annotation of a GenBank genome assembly. NCBI's taxonomy places the organism in Eukaryota, Viridiplantae, Streptophyta, Magnoliopsida, Poales, Poaceae.